AUGUUUGACAUGAAACAAGCUCUGGAUAAGUUCAAGACAGCACUGUCCCCCGAGGCAGUUCCCAGCCGUUCUUCCACGCCCUCUUCGAGUAGUUUGAACAGAUCAAGCAGGAAGACCUCGAGAGAUAGAAAUAUUAGUGUCAAUGGAUCCUUGUUGUUUGAGGAAGAUGAUGUAUUGCCAACAGUUAAAUUGACUGGGUACCUGCCAACAACGAAAAAUCGGCUUAUUAGGCCAGAUAUGUGUGAUCAAUUGCGUUCAUUGAUGCCUACAAGAGUGCAAUUAUACACUGAGUGGGAAUUACUAUACAGUCUCGAGCAACAUGGUUCUUCACUAAAAUCAUUGUACGAUCAUGUGUCGCCACAGAGUACGACACCGAUGAGAGUCGGUUAUGUGAUUGUAAUCAAGGACCGCAAGAACGGAAUAUUCGGAGGUUAUACAAAUGAGCCAUUCCACCCUACCGAAAACAGGCGAUAUUAUGGUAACGGAGAGUGUUUUCUUUGGAGACUGGACAAAGUUCCACAUUUAACAAUCUGUGAUGGUGGUAAACGCAGUGACAGUCAUAUAAAACAGAACCAAGAAGAACAUGUAUGGCAGUUUCGUGGUUAUCCAUACACUGGGCUUAACGAAUUUGCCAUUUAUUGCCAAUCUGGAUUCCUUUCCAUGGGCGCCGGAGAUGGACAUUAUGGAUUAUGGAUCGAUGACGGAUUGAUGCAGGGUGUCUCGUAUCCUAGUCUCACCUUUGGCAAUGAUGUUCUCAGCAAAGAGGGCGAAAAAUUCCAUAUUGUAGCUUUGGAAGUAUGGCGAGUGGGCUAG
Torulaspora delbrueckii is the source of this 813-nucleotide messenger RNA. It is a transcript of the gene OXR1, whose product is annotated as Oxr1p. Gene Ontology annotation, cellular component: nucleus. Gene Ontology annotation, biological process: response to oxidative stress. NCBI's taxonomy places the organism in Eukaryota, Fungi, Ascomycota, Saccharomycetes, Saccharomycetales, Saccharomycetaceae. The record is from RefSeq and is a predicted model, not a curated record. The coding region runs from base 1 to 813 and encodes 270 amino acids. The transcript has a single exon.